AUGCAUUUCAACACUCUAACGUGUGUGCUGGUUGGCCUCGUCGCCCACUCAUCAGCAGUCCCGACAAAGCGCGAAGCCGUCAACAGCUGUCUCACACAAGCCAAAGUGCCCACCGACGCACAGGGCUCUCAAUCAUGGAAAGAAGACGGCACAGCUUACAACCUGAGACUUCCAUUCGAACCAGCUGCCAUCGCAGUUCCCACCACUGUCGCUCAAGUUUCCGCUGCUGUUGAGUGUGGCGCCAAACACGGCGUUGCAAUCAGUGCCAAGAGUGGUGGCCACAGCUAUACCUCUCUGGGCUUUGGUGGCGAAGAUGGUCAUCUCAUGAUUGAGCUGGAUAGAAUGUACAGUGUCAAUGUGGCUAAGGAUGGCACCGCAAAGAUUCAGCCUGGUGCUCGUCUUGGACAUGUCGCUACUGAGCUCUGGAACCAGGGCAAGCGAGCUCUCGCUCAUGGAACGUGCCCUGGAGUUGGUCUUGGUGGUCACGCCCUGCACGGAGGCUACGGCAUGGUCGCCCGCAAGCACGGCCUUACUCUCGAUCUCAUGACCGGCGCCACAGUCGUUCUCCCCACCGGCAAAGUCGUCCACUGCUCCAAGACCGAAAACUCCGAUCUUUUCUGGGGUAUCCGUGGCGCGGGCGCAAACUUUGGUGUUGUCGUCGAGCUCGAGUUCCAAACAUUCCCUGCGCCUGAGCAGAUCACCUACUUCGACAUUGGCCUCAACUGGGACAAGAAUUCUGCUCCCCAGGGCCUUUAUGACUUCCAGGAAUUUGGAAAGGGCAUGCCUGCCGAGAUCACCAUGCAGAUGGGUGUUUCCAAGAACGGAUACAGCAUUGAUGGUGCUUACAUCGGUGACGAGGCUAGCCUGAGAAAGGAUUUGCAGCCUCUGAUCCAGAAGUUUGGUGGUGUUCAAGUCACUGCUACCACUGUCGACUGGAUGGGUCUUGUUACUCACUUCGCUGGUGCUGGAGUCAAUGUCAACCCUACCAGUCCUUCAUACGAUGCACACGACAACUUCUACGCUAGCAGUCUCGCUGCUCCCGAGUUGACCCUCAACCAAUUCAAGUCUUUCGUCAACUACGUCUCCACCACCGGCCAGAGCAGCAGCCACUCUUGGUGGUUGCAGAUGGACAUCACCGGCGGAACCUACUCUGCUGUCUCUAAGCCCAAGCCCAGCGACACCGCCUAUGUCCACCGCGACACCCUCCUCCUCUUCCAAUUCUACGACAGUGUUGCCGCGACUGCCCAAUACCCUUCUGAUGGGUUCGGUCUCAUCAAGGGUUUGAGGCAGAGCAUCUCCAACUCUCUCAAGGAGGGUACUUGGGGAAUGUACGCCAACUACCCCGAUUCGCAGAUCAAGAACGAUCGGGCUACUGAGAUGUACUGGGGAAGCAAUGUUGCCAAGUUGGAGCAGGUCAAGGCCAAGUAUGAUCCCAAGAACUUGUUCCGCAACCCCCAGUCUAUCAAGCCCAAGGCUUAG
This is a messenger RNA of Fusarium venenatum, 1479 nucleotides long. Its product is annotated as chitooligosaccharide oxidase. Lineage: Eukaryota; Fungi; Ascomycota; Sordariomycetes; Hypocreales; Nectriaceae. Gene Ontology annotation, molecular function: oxidoreductase activity; FAD binding. The record is from RefSeq and is a predicted model, not a curated record.